AUGACAUUAAAAAAUAUGAAAUCUUACCUAAAUCUAGUCUUAUGCUACCCUCAAAUUCCUCAAAAUACAGGAUGUAUUGCACGAACAUGUGCAGCCACUUUUACAAAUUUGCAUUUAAUUGAGCCCUUAGGAUUUGAGCUUACUGAAUCACGGUUAAAAAGAGCUGGAGUUGAUUAUUGGCCUUACGUUUCCCUGACUAAGCACACAGGCUGGUCUGAAUUUUUAAAACACAAAAAAAAUCUACCUGGACGACUUCUUGCAUUUAGUCCUCGUGGAUUGUCAAAUUAUUUAGAAUUUCAAUAUGAACCUAAUGAUUGGAUUAUACAUGGACGAGAAUCUGAUGGACUUCCUAAUGAAAUAAUGGCAGAUUGUGAUCAUAUUUUGUAUAUUCCUAUGUUUUCACCUGAUAUUCGAAGCUUAAACUUAUCAGUAUCAGCAUCUCUAAGUCUAUAUGAAGGUAUAAGAGCUCUAAACUACUGCCAAAAUCUGACUAGACCUUCAUAA
Messenger RNA from Blepharisma stoltei, 504 nucleotides. NCBI's taxonomy places the organism in Eukaryota, Ciliophora, Heterotrichea, Heterotrichida, Blepharismidae. The record is from the annotation of a GenBank genome assembly.